Cooperia oncophora is the source of this 231-nucleotide messenger RNA. Lineage: Eukaryota; Metazoa; Nematoda; Chromadorea; Rhabditida; Trichostrongylidae. The record is from the annotation of a GenBank genome assembly.
AUGAGACGUAGCCUAGAAAGCUCCGAAGAUAGGACUGCUACAUUGCAAGCAGAAGCUGCACGUCGACGUCAGCGGCGCGUGAAAUCAGGCGAGCACACUGGAAUAGCGUUACGUUCACGAAUGAGUGAGAUUCACUACCUGGGAGAGCUGAAUAGGACAUUCCGAAUAGUAGCGGAGCAAGCGCUCGUCAUUCUGGAAAAAAAAACCCAGCGAUUAGGGUCCCUACACUAA